UAAAACAUAUGUGGGGCUGAUCGAGGCAAACUGUAGGGGGAAUCGGGAAAUAUGUGUAUAUUCAGUUUUGUCAUACUUAUUUACUGCAUUAUUACAAGUGUCUUAUUUAAUUUACUACAUAGAGUUUUAUUAAGUUGUAUGAAGCCUUCUUGUUUGGUGAUAUGGCCUAAGGGGUAAUAAUAAUAAUAAUAAACUUUAUUUAUAUCUUGUCCUCUCUCCAAACAGGACUGGGGCAGCUUACAAAAAGUAAAAACACAAUGCAAAGUACAAAUUAGAAAAUUAUAACAUGAUACAUAAACAAUCAAUAAAAUUAUUUAUUUAUUGUUAAAUAGUUGAACUCACCUAAAACCAUUGACACCUAUUAAGAUAAUUGAAACACUACCCAGCAUCCUUUAUAAAAAUGUUUUUCCUCACCUCUCUCUGCCUUUCAGUCACUUUGAGGUGAUUUAAACUAUUUGUUUUUACUAUUUCUGUGUUCAAUUCUAUUUUAAUGUUUGUAUGUUGUAGGGUCUAAAUUGUAAUUUGUACUUUUUAGUGUUGUGAGCUGCUUUGGUUCUUGUUUAACAGAAGAAAGCAGAAUAAUAAUAGAAAUUAUCAUCAUCCCCCUGUUAAUUGGACUUCAGAGACCUUGCGGUACUCUGUGUUAUAUGGACUCCCACACCUUCUAUUCAUCACCAAUGUUUUCCUUUGCUGCAUCGUGGGUUGUCCCAAAAUUUGUUAAAAUGGGAGGACCUGCCCCUUUGAUUUAUUGUAAAAGAGGGGAAGAUUCUCCCUCUCACUCUUUGCCCCAAAUAUUCCCUGUUUGUCCGUCAGUAAUGAGCUCAUAAAGUAUAGCUUUCCGUGCAAGAGAGAGGACUUGUGCACCCUGCCCCCAAUUUAAACAAGGGAAAGAGGAUCAGCAGUAUAUUUGCUUGGCUUUCUGUAGCCUGUCUGGAGAUUGAUUCAUCUUCUUUUCCCAGUAAAAGGAAAGAGGAGAAAAGGACUUGUAUAUCCCCUCAAACCUUAUUGAGCAAGUUGAUUAUUUUUCCUGAGAAACGCUGCAGUGGAAAGAAGAGGGCAGCAGUAGCAGUAGGGUUUGUGCAUUACGUGCCUCCUCCCCCAGGAAAGGAAUUUGGGAGGAGGGGAUUAGUCGAAACAGUCCUUAUGCAGGAGAGAAAAGGCUGGAGUGUAUCAUGGAUAUGGUGCAGUGAUGCUGACAAAAGAAACGGCAGCUUCAAAACUAUGCCAGUGAAUGAUUAAAAGAAUCACUUGCGUGUACUGAAAGUAUCGACCUCUUUCUGGGCAUGUGUGGAAAAAUGGCCUUGUUAAAAUGGAUGGACUGAGACUUCUAAGAAGUCAGAAUUGAUUGAACAAAACUAGUUCUUAGACAAAGUGCAUCAGUAGACCAUUUGCUACUACAUUAAAUGAUCACAACUGGGAUCUCAUGCAACCUUUGUAUUUUCUGGAGAACCUUCUCCAGAAGUGUGUUAUAAAUUUUAAAGGCAGAGAUGACUGUGUUUUCUUUUGGAGCUUACUAAGGAUAAAUACGUUUUCCAAUAAUGACCAGCUUGAAGCGGUCCCAGACUGAAAGGGCUGUUGCCACAGGAGUAUCAGAUGGAACUCCUAAAGUUCACUCAGAUGACUUUUACAUGAGACGCUUUAGGUCACAGAAUGGUAGUUUGGGAUCUUCAGUGAUGGCUCCAGUAGGCCCUACACGCAGUGAAGGGUCUCAUCAUCUUACUUCUACUCCUGGAGUUCCUAAAAUGGGAGUUAGAGCAAGGAUUGCUGACUGGCCUCCAAGGAAGGAAAACAUCAAAGAAAAUAAUAGAUCAAGUCAAGAUAUGGAUACAUCAAGCUGCCUUGAUAGCAUGUCUUCAAAAAGUAGUCCUGGGAGUCAGGGAAGUUCCAUUAAUUUGAAUGCCAGUGACUCUGCCAUGUUGAAAAGUAUCCAGAACACACUUAAAAACAAAACAAGACAAUCUGAUAACCUAGAUUCUAGGUUUCUUACACCUGAUGGUUACCACAGUUCUCCUAGGAAAGCUCUUCGUAGAAUAAGACAGCGUAGUAAUAGUGACAUAACCUUAAGUGAGCUUGACAUUGAUAGCUUUGAUGAAUGUAUCUCACCCAGUUAUAAAUCUGGACCAUCACUGCACAGAGAAUAUGGCAGUACCUCAUCAAUAGAUAAGCAGGGUACUUCGGGUGACAGCUUUUUUGACCUAUUAAAAGAUUAUAAAGAUGAAAAAUCUGACCAGAGGAUCCUAGGCAGCAGCAAAUUUAGUGAAAUCCUUAUAGCGAGUGGAAGUAAGGGUUCGGGGUUUUCCUUGGAUGUGAUUGAUGGACCUAUUACUCAGAGGGAGAACCUCCGAUUAUUUAAAGAAAGGGAAAAACCACUGAAAAGGCGUUCAAAAUCAGAAACUGGAGAUUCUUCCAUUUUUCGAAAGCUCCGUAAUGCCAAAGCUGAAGGGGAACUCGGGAAAUCUUCAGACCUUGAGGAUGGCAGAUCAGAAGAUAGCAUCAAGCCUUGGAUCUGCCCAAAGUGUUUUGCCCAUUAUGAUGUACAAAGUAUAUUAUUUGAUUUAAAUGAGGUGGCGGUUAACAGGCACAAUGUUAUUAAACGAAGGAAUACAACAACUGGAGCUUCUGCUGCUGCAGUUGCAUCCUUAGCUUCUGGACCAUUAUCCCAUUCUGCAAGUUUUAAUUCCCCAAUGGGCAGCACAGAAGAUCUGAAUUCCAAAGGAAGUCUCAAUAUGGACCAGGGAGAUGAUAAAAGUAAUGAUCUUGUGCUGAGUUGUCCUUAUUUUCGUAAUGAAAUUGGUGGAGAAGGAGAAAGAAAGAUCAGCCUCACCAAAUCUAACUCGGGAUCCUUCAGUGGCUGUGAAAGUGCCUCUUUUGAGUCUACUCUUAGCUCUCAUUGCACAAAUGCUGGGGUCGCUGUACUUGAAAUACCGAAGGAAAAUCUGAUGUUACACUUGGACAGAGUGAAAAGAUACAUUGUUGAACAUGUGGAUCUUGGUGCAUAUUAUUUUCGAAAAUUCUUUUAUCAAAAAGAACACUGGAACUACUUUGGGGCAGAUGAAAACCUUGGUCCCGUAGCUGUGAGUAUUAGAAGGGAAAAACCUGAAGAAAUAAAAGACAAUGGCUCUCAGUACAACUACCGCAUCAUUUUCAGAACUAGUGAGCUUACAACACUAAGAGGUUCUGUCUUAGAAGAUGCAAUACCGUCCACUGCAAAGCAUUGCACAGCCAGAGGAUUGCCUUUGAAAGAAGUGCUUGAACAUGUGGUCCCUGAACUAAACAUACAUUGCCUUAGGCUGGCCUUCAACACUCCUAAAGUCACAGAACAGCUAAUGAAAUUAGAUGAACAAGGGCUAAGCUAUCAACUUAAAGUGGGGAUCAUGUACUGCAAGUCUGGACAAAGUACAGAAGAGGAAAUGUAUAAUAAUGAAUCGGCAGGCCCUGCCUUUGAAGAGUUUCUUCAGUUACUGGGAGAACGGGUUCGGCUCAAGGGAUUUGAAAAGUACCGUGCCCAGCUAGACACAAAAACCGAUUCAACUGGAACUCAUUCUCUUUAUACAACUUACAAGGACUAUGAAAUCAUGUUCCAUGUUUCCACCAUGCUGCCAUACACACCUAACAACAAGCAACAGCUGUUAAGAAAACGACAUAUUGGAAAUGAUAUUGUAACCAUCGUUUUCCAAGAACCUGGAGCAGAACCAUUCAGCCCAAAGAAUAUUCGUUCUCAUUUUCAGCACGUCUUUGUUAUUGUUCGAGUGCACAAUCCUUGCACUGAUAAUGUCUGUUACAGCGUUGCUGUUACAAGAUCCAGAGAUGUACCAUCUUUUGGACCACCAAUACCUAAAGGCAUCACGUUCCCCAAAUCAAAUGUAUUCAGGGACUUUUUACUAGCCAAAGUGAUCAAUGCUGAGAGUGCAGCCCAUAAAUCAGAGAAGUUCCGUGCCAUGGCCACCCGAACCCGUCAGGAAUACUUGAAAGAUUUGGCAGAAAAGAAUGUCACAAAUACACCAAUUGAUCCUUCUGGAAAAUUUCCUUUCAUCUCAUUAGCCUCUAAGAAGAAGGAAAAAUCCAAGCCUCCUCCAGGAGUAGAACUCCACAGUUCUGGUGCCGUUAUUUGGAGUCUCCGUGCUAAAGACUAUAGCAAGGGCAUGGAUAUAGAUGCUCUCCUUGGCAUUUCUAAUGAAUUUGUUGUUAUCAUUGAACAUGAUACAAAGAGUGUUGUGUUCAAUUGUUCCUGCCGAGAUGUAAUAGGCUGGACAUCAACAAACACAAGUGUCAAAAUUUUCUAUGAAAGGGGUGAAUGUGUUUUUGUGGAAAGUUUCAAAAACCAUGAAGAUAUCAAAGACAUUGUCAAAAGGCUAGAGCUUGUGACAAAGGGCUGCGAGUCGGUGGAAAUGACUUUACGUCGAAAUGGAUUAGGCCAACUCGGUUUCCAUGUGAACUAUGAAGGCAUUGUAGCUGAUGUUGAACCCUAUGGCUAUGCUUGGCAGGCUGGAUUACGGCAAGGGAGCAGAUUAGUGGAAAUUUGCACAGUGGCUGUAGCUACUCUAAGUCAUGAGCAAAUGAUAGAUCUCCUACGAACUUCUGUUACUGUGAAAGUUGUCAUUAUCCCGCCUCAUGAAGAUUGUACCCCACGAAGAAGUUUUUCAGAAACUCAUCGCUUGCCCGUGAUGGAAUACAAAAUGAACGAUAGUGCAGUUCCAUAUGAGCUGAAGUUCCCUUUCAGAAAUAACAACAAAUGGCAGCGAAAUGCUAAUAAGGGACAGGGGUCGCAUGGACAACAAAUGCCAUCACAGAUGCAAAGUCCAGUUCCCACAAGGAUUGCCUCAGGGAAAGGCGAAGGGAAAAUGUCUCUUCCAGAACGGACAGCAAACAUUCCACGCAGUAUUUCUAGCGAUGGGCGUCCUCUGGAGAGUAGAAGAUUAUCUCCUGGGUCUGAUGUCUACGUCACCGUCUCAUCAAUUGCCUUAGCAAGAUCACAACAGUGCCGUAAUUCCCCCAGCAACUUGUCAUGCUCCAGCGAAACUGGAUCUGGUGGUGGCACCUAUAGGCAAAAAUCUAUGCCUGAAGGGUUUGGAAUGAGUCGAAGAUCCCCUGCCUCCAUUGACCGACAGAACACUGAUACCAGCGGAAGUGGCAAAUCUACUCCAAGUUGGCAGAGAAGUGAAGACAGUAUUCUUGACCAAAUGGAACCAACUUGCCAUCUCCCUGCAAUGUCAAAGGUGCUGCCAUCCUUCAGAGAGAGCCCCACUGGAAGAUUGAUGAGGCAGGAUCCAGUAGUUCACUUGUCUCCAAAUAAGCAGGGCCAUUCCGAUAGCCACUACUCCAGCCAUUCAAGCAGUAAUACACUGUCCAGCAAUGCCUCUAGCAUCCAUAGUGAUGAGAAGUGGUAUGAGAGUGGAGACAGGACAGAGUCAGAGAUGAAUAGCUAUAAUUAUCUUCAAGGCACGUCUGCUGACAGUGGCAUCGAUACCACCUCCUAUGGACCCAACCAUGGAUGCACAGUCUCCCUGGGCAACUCAGCAACAUCGCCCCGAUCAGGACUUAUGAAAGAGAAAGUGUCCCCACUGUGGCACAGUUCCAGUGAAGUCGUCUGUCUUGCAGACCGGACUUUAGAAAAAGAGAGUCACAUGAUGGACAGAAAGACAGAAUCUUCAUUAAGCUUGGACAUUCAUAGCAAAAGUCAACCAGCUUCUAACCCUUUAUCAAGAGAGAACAGUGCUUAUAGCCUUAGUGAUGCUGUUUCCCAUGCAAGUACCGUGGGUUCCCGACACUCUGCCAGCCCUGUUAUUUUCACCAGUGCCAGAAGUUCACCUAAAGAAGAGCUUCAUUCUGCCACUUCUCCACAGCUUGCACCACCUUUCCCCUCCUCCUCUUCAUCCUCUUCCGGCCCUAGGACUUUCUAUCCACGGCAGGGUGCAACUAGCAAGUACCUGAUUGGAUGGAAAAAGCCUGAAGGGACAAUAAACUCUGUGGGGUUUAUGGAUUCAAGAAAGCGUCACCAGAGUGAUGGCAGUGAAAUGGCACAUCCUAGAUUACGUGCCUCGGCCAGAGAUCUUCGAGCCUCACCAAAGCGACCUUCUAAAUCAAAUAUUGAAGAAGAAUUGAAGAAGUUGAUAGAUCUAGACAGUCCAACACCAGAAUCUCAGAAAAACUUUAAGUCUCCAUUUCCAAGCACUCCUACCUCAAGGCGUGCCUUGCACAGGACUCUGUCAGAUGAGAGUAUUUACAGCAGUCAAAGGGAUCACUUCUUCCCUUCACGAGCUUCUCUUCUGGACCAAGCCCUUCCAAAUGAUGUCCUUUUCACCAGCACAUAUCCUUCUCUCCCCAAGUCCUUACCAUUAAGGAGACCAUCAUACACAUUAGGAAUGAAAUCUUUACAUGGAGAGUUCUCUGCCUCUGACAGCUCCCUCACAGAUAUGCAAGAGCAGAGGAGGCAGCCCAUGCCAGACCCAGGUCUUAUGCCCCUACCCGAUUCUGCUUCUGACUUAGACUGGUCAAACUUGGUAGAUGCUGCCAAAGCCUUUGAGGUUCAGCGAGCCUCAUAUUUUACAACUGGUGACGAAAACCACAGACCUGUCAGUGUUGCUUCUCAUAAUGAUCAUGGCGAUGACCAGCUUUCUGCACAGAUGAAGCCUUACACUGGAAAAGAGUCGCCUCCUCUUGCUUCUAAAGUGAACCAGCUGGAAAGUAUGCUGAGAAUGCUGCAGGAAGAUUUAAAGAAGGAAAAAGAAGACAAAGCCAACCUUCAAGCUGAAGUGCAGCAUUUGCGUGAAGACAAUUUACGGUUGCAAGAAGAAUCCCAGAAUGCCUCUGAGAAACUGAAGAAAUUUACUGAAUGGGUUUUCAACACAAUUGAUAUGAACUGAGAAUGGCACACAUGAAACAAAUACAUUGGCAAAAAUAAAUAAAAUCUCUGUAGUGGGACUGAAGCUUUAAUACCACCCUAACCAUGACCUUUGAAAGCCUAGUCAGAGUGCUUUCACAUGUUUCAUACUCUGAUUACAUGGGGUUUUGUUUUUUUGUUUUUUUUGUUUUUGUUUUUUGCAUCUCUGCAAACACCCAGAUUAACAAUCAUUAUCUGCCUUUUGUAGAAAAUAAGCAAAAAGUGAUUUUAAAGAAAAUAAAAAAUUAACCGCUAAAAUGUGAAUGUCUUUAUUUUUUUGCACAUUCUCUUUAACUUUUCUGUACAAAAUGACAUGGAGAGUGGACCAGAAUAACUGUCCAUUUGCCUCUAUUUAUUUCUCUUCAAGACUUUGUAUCGGUUUCAGAUUAAUCUGCUUUAUUCUUGCUGCUUUAACAAAUAUUACAAGUUCUAGAAGACUAGAAAGAUGUUUAUUUUGCUGCUUCCUUUCUGUUGUUUCACAGGAACAAGAUGAUGUUUUGGGUGCCUCAUUAAUGAUUUGCACUUCAUCACCUGUAGUGCUUUCUCCCCAUUUUUUGUAUGGAACCAUUGCUCAUUGAAUGAGUUUGUGUACAGUCUAGCUAGCAGAAACCAGAUAUGGCAAGUUAUCUUAUUCCAUUCUUGCACAUCUUUCUGGAAUAGUACUUGCACAUGGAGAUGAAAGAGCUUCCAGCUACAUAAAGGACAGACAGCAUUAAUUUGGUAUGUUCAAUUGACAUCUUUUCGUUGCUUUCUUGAGAGAAUCAGUGUAGUUUUCAGAAUGGCAUCUUCCUAGUUUGGGACUUUUCUCUUAUCCGUUCCUUUUUAAGUCCAUAUUACAUUUGAACUUUCCUAAACACCAAGAGCGCCAGUCCCUAUAUGUAUCUGUAACUCUAAAUCUACUACGACACUAAACUUCAUUAAAGAAGGAAGCUCUUUGGUUUUGUCUGCCUGCCAAAAAAGGCUUCUGACACCUGGCUAUUGCUUAUAUCUCAGGCACAUUUGCACUGUCUUCCCCUAGUUACACAGAACUAGGCAUCCUGUUAGUGACCUAUGCAGGCGUAAAGACAGUAUGUCCCUGCAUAUGACUUCUUUAGCUGUUGCAGAAGAUGGUAUCCUCUUUCUCCACAUUGACCAAAGCCCCACUUGCUCACUGUUUAGUUGCUACAGACCACCUUCCCCAGCCCAGUCACUGGCUGUUGGAGACCAGGGAGAAUCAGCAUUUGGUUAUUUCCCCUUAACCAGACACAACAUGAUCUCAGUUGACCUUCCUUACCCACUGAUCCAUGGCCUGAAAAUAUUCCCUCUCAAAUUCCAAACCUUGAUUUUGCCAUUUUAUAUAAAUAAUACCAUUUGGCUAUGCCAUUGUAUAUAAUGGCGGGGAGGGGUGUUCUGGAACCAAACCCCUGAGGAUACCAAGGCUCCACUGCACAUCGUCUGCCAAGUCCUCCAAAGGGCCUUGGCAUAUUUCACCAGAUAACAUAACCAGGCUGUGUCUAACUGUGGAGACAUAGCCAGAUGUUUCUGUUAUUCCCACCAAGCUGGCUCCAAAUGUCCGGAGGAAACUGCAGCAAUUAUAAAAUGAGUCCAGUGAGAUGUAACAUAAUUCCACCUGCAGAAUGUUUACACUAUGCUCUGCCAUUCCCUGCCCAAUUCUAAUGCACACAGCACAAGAGAAUGGCACAAGCAUCCUUCUAUGUACUUUGCCUGAAAAGGACCGUCGAUUACUAGUUGCCUUCUCACUAAUUGCUGGAUCCAUUAACGACAAUGUGGCAAAUACAGGCUGCAGCUUAUAAAUUGCAUAAUACUAUAAGGAUGCACACAGUGAUAUCUGUGCCUGAAUACUAGCAACUUCUGUGACAUUCCAAUUUUAUUGUGGUAUUCUCUUUUAGGACCCUACUUAUCAAUAAGAAGUUAGAGGGGCAGUUACUUGCACAAGCACAGUAUGAGUCCCAAAUUCACAGAACUGAUAUACUGUAUACAGUUUCAUCUAUUAUUCACUUAGGGCCUUCUGUACAAGCUACACCCUCUUCUUGGUACCUCUGUUGUUCAUGCAGUUGAAAAUAAUAGGCUGUGCUAUUAUCCAUGGUUUCACGUAUCUAUGUGAGCUUCAGGAAUAUAUUCCCCACAGACGGGGCUGUACUGUAAACUUUUAAUAUCUUUGCUUUAAGUGCCCCAGGUAAAAAGACAGUUGAAUGACUCAUAUUAACAUGAACAAAGUCAUCCCUUUCUUUAUAGAAUCAAGGAAAGAACCUGUUCUCUUGUUCUUUGUGUGGAUUUUCUAGUAAAACUGGCUUACAUGACAUGUCUAUGGGCUGGGAAGUUAACUUACCAUGAAAUGUCACAUCUUCAGGAAUACACUCUGAAUAUGGGGUUGGGGGGAAACAUCUGUGUGCUGCAGCUUGCCUAAGCUUUGUUUCAAGUGGCAUGAUGUGAACCUAGUUCAUAAGCUCCGCUGCAUGCAUCCACGAUAGUCUUCCCUAAACAUUCCCAGAUCCAACAGUAAUUGUCUUAUGUCUAUCCAUUUCAUGAGCCCUCCUUUGUUCUCUGUGCUUCAGCCAUCUUUCUUUAUUAAAAAUCUCCUUAGCCUCAGCCAUCCAGUCGUCUUCCCCUUCACUGACAUGCAUUCUCUUAAUUCUUAAUAACUGUAUGAAUCCACAUGAUUUGCUUUGACCUAAAGUUUCAUUUGUGUUGACAAUGUAGUUGGGAUGCGUUUCUAAUAUUUAGUCAUGAAAGGGGAUUGGUUUGAAAGUAUUUCUGGAAUGAUUUUACAGAAAGCUAGAAUGUCUUAAGAGUUUUCUUUUUCCAGUAACUUGUAUGAAGGAGAACUAUAUAAUGCCUGAUGUAAUUUGUAAAUGGGAAAUAUUGCUAACAUCUCUAAGUAUCUUGACUUAUUUUUUCUCUCUUUAGUUUUUUUUUAAAAAAAACAUGUUGGGACUUUGGGCAGACUAUUUAUUAGAGUUUUGCAACAGAGUUCUUGUAUGAAGCCUCUGAAAGGCUACUUGUAAAAAACUGACAAUAAAAUUCAUUUUAAAGGUU
Messenger RNA from Anolis carolinensis (green anole), 9916 nucleotides. It is a transcript of the gene sipa1l1, whose product is annotated as signal induced proliferation associated 1 like 1. The coding region runs from base 1539 to 6863 and encodes 1774 amino acids. Lineage: Eukaryota; Metazoa; Chordata; Lepidosauria; Squamata; Anolidae. Gene Ontology annotation, cellular component: cytoplasm. Gene Ontology annotation, molecular function: protein binding; GTPase activator activity. Gene Ontology annotation, biological process: regulation of small GTPase mediated signal transduction; activation of GTPase activity. The transcript is spliced from 22 exons. The record is from RefSeq and is a predicted model, not a curated record.